This is a messenger RNA of Syzygium oleosum, 2620 nucleotides long. RefSeq names its product probable 1-deoxy-D-xylulose-5-phosphate synthase 2, chloroplastic. Gene Ontology annotation, biological process: terpenoid biosynthetic process. The coding region runs from base 94 to 2283 and encodes 729 amino acids. The transcript is spliced from 10 exons. Gene Ontology annotation, molecular function: 1-deoxy-D-xylulose-5-phosphate synthase activity. Lineage: Eukaryota; Viridiplantae; Streptophyta; Magnoliopsida; Myrtales; Myrtaceae. The record is from RefSeq and is a predicted model, not a curated record.
CGGUCGAAACCUCGUUCUCGUCUCCAUCUCUGCGAUUUGCCUCGAGGCAUCUUCAACUCCCUCGAGCUAGCAUCACUUCGUCUUCAUCCAUCCAUGGCUGUCUCCGGAGCCUCCUUCACCCUGAACCACUCUCUCUUUCUUCAUCCCCAACCACAACUGAAGAAGCCCUCCACGGGAUCGCUCGGUGGCGGAGGCGGCAGAGCACACGGCGAUGGUUUCACAAUGUGCAUGAGAGCUUCGUCUUCUGGUUCGACCUCGGAUGGCGACGAAGGGAAGGGCAAGGUGAUGCUGCGGACGGAGAAGGACGAGUGGCAUAUCAACUUUUCAGAGGACAAACCCACCACGCCUUUGCUCGAUACCGUGAAUUAUCCAGUUCAUAUGAAGAACUUGUCCACGCCGGAUCUUGAACAAUUGGCUGCAGAGCUAAGGGCAGAGAUAGUGCACUCUGUCUCAAAGACGGGCGGUCAUCUGAGCUCAAGCCUCGGUGUGGUGGAACUCACGGUCGCUCUUCACCAUGUUUUCAAUGCCCCAGAAGACAAAAUCUUAUGGGACGUGGGACAUCAGACAUACCCCCACAAGAUUCUGACCGGAAGGCGGUCUCGGAUGCACACAAUUAGGAAGACUUCGGGGCUUUCGGGUUUUCCCAAAAGGGAUGAGAGUGUUUAUGAUACAUUCGGCGUGGGACACAGUUCUACGAGCAUCUCCGCCGGUCUCGGUAUGGCGGUUGGGAGAGAUCUCCUUGGAAAGAACAACAAUGUCAUUUCCGUGAUAGGAGAUGGAGCCAUGACGGCCGGUCAAGCGUACGAGGCUAUGAACAACGCGGGUUUUCUAGAUUCUAAUCUAAUUGUCGUGUUGAAUGACAACAAGCAAGUUUCUUUGCCUACUGCUACUCUUGAUGGCCCUGCGACCCCGGUUGGCGCCCUCAGCAGCACCCUCACCAAACUCCAAGCGAGCACAAAUUUCCGCAAGCUCCGAGAAGCUGCCAAAAGCAUUACAAAGCAGAUCGGGGGACCGACACACCAAGUCGCGGCUAAAGUAGAUGAAUACGCGAGGGGGUUCAUCAGCGCCUCCGGUUCUACGCUAUUUGAGGAGCUUGGGCUGUAUUACAUUGGGCCGGUGGACGGACACAAUGUCGAAGAUCUCGUGACAAUCUUCCAGAAAGUGAAAUCCAUGCCCGCUCCGGGUCCAGUUUUGAUCCACAUCGUGACAGAAAAAGGGAAGGGGUAUCCUCCGGCAGAGGCUGCAUCGGACAAGAUGCACGGGGUUGUCAAGUUCGAUCCGAGAACCGGAAAGCAAUUUAAGUCCAAAUCCCCGACGCUGUCCUAUACACAGUAUUUCGCAGAGUCUCUGAUAAAAGAAGCCGAGGUCGAUAACAAGAUCGUGGCGAUCCAUGCGGCUAUGGGUGGCGGGACGGGUCUCAAUUAUUUUCAGAAGAGGUUCCCCGAUCGGUGCUUCGAUGUGGGGAUCGCAGAGCAACAUGCCGUCACGUUUGCUGCUGGAUUAGCCACAGAGGGUCUCAAGCCUUUUUGCGCCAUCUAUUCGUCAUUUUUGCAGCGAGGAUACGAUCAGGUUGUCCACGAUGUCGAUCUCCAAAGACUACCCGUUCGCUUCGCAAUGGAUCGGGCAGGUUUGGUUGGUGCAGACGGGCCUACACAUUGCGGGGCAUUUGACAUAACAUACAUGGCUUGCCUGCCUAACAUGGUGGUUAUGGCUCCAUCGGAUGAAGCUGAGCUUAUGCACAUGGUUGCUACCGCUGCUUCCAUUGACGAUAGGCCCAGUUGCUUCAGGUUCCCAAGGGGUAAUGGUGUCGGCGUGACUCUUCCUCCUGACAACAAAGGAAUUCCACUCGAGAUAGGAAAGGGAAGGAUAUUGAAGGAAGGUAGCAGAGUCGCGAUUCUUGGGUAUGGAUCGUUUGUUCAACAGUGUGUUGCAGCUGCAAAUAUGCUUGAGUCCAUAGACAUCGAUAUUACCGUCGCCGAUGCAAGAUUCUGCAAGCCUCUGGACACCGAUCUCAUCACCCAAUUGGCCAAUCAUCACGAGGUACUCAUUACUAUCGAGGAAGGUUCGGUUGGAGGCUUCGGAUCGCAUGUGUCACACUUCCUAAGUCUAUCCGGCAUUCUGGAUGGACCACUCAAGUUGCGAGCUAUGGUCUUACCUGAUAGAUACAUUGAACACGGAUCGCUGCAAGACCAGAUUGAAGAAGCCGGGUUGUCCUCGAGGCAUAUAUGCGCGACCGUCCUAUCGUUAUUGGGCAGGCAGAAAGAGGCUUUUCAGUUCAAGUGAACAGAAAAACUGAAGGCAAUACGAUCUGUCUCCCGAUGAAGUCCGGAUCAUUACCUGUGCACAUUCAAGGACUCACAGCAAUAUACAAGAGAGGGAAGUUGUACAAACUUGGAAGUUGGGAAUUAAUACGAAUAGAAUAAAAUAAGAUCUCGACUUUCAUGUCUUGAGAUCGCAGGGAAUGUACAGAGACACUAGAUAUCGGGGACGGACCGGUCGGUAAUUGCUAUAUUAUAGCAUACUCUUGAUUCCUGGUCCCUAAUCCAAUCUGUAAUCCAAACGACUAUUGUUGUUUACACUUAAGUUGUUGAAUGAGAAAGAUUGAUUCGUCUUCAGUUUC